Messenger RNA from Cladocopium goreaui, 1359 nucleotides. The record is from the annotation of a GenBank genome assembly. Lineage: Eukaryota; Dinophyceae; Suessiales; Symbiodiniaceae.
AUGUGCACGCCAUGCCAGAAGACAUGGCCAAAGCUUGAAGGAUGCGAGCCGAAGGGUGAAGACUUCGGUGAAAUACUUGAUGAAAAGUUAAUACUGCAAACCUUGUUGACUUCGCCGACUUCACCUGGACUGCAUUUGUACGCCGGGCAUUGUGCCGUGCACUAUGCCGUAUAUGCUUGCCAAUAUGUCUUGCGAUGGCUUCUUACAUUCAUGUUCCGCGUGCCUUUGCAAGGCAUACGCCUCAGCACCUUCUUUGCAAGACUGGCUCUGUACAUCAUCUUCCUCUUGCCAGCCAUGAUAUGUGGACUUGCUUAUUGGGCCUUUGCGGGAAAGGACAUUUUGAGCAUGAAGUACAAGGACAAGGGUACUUUUCGCCACACCGUUGACAUCUACUUGCCGAACUCGACUGCAAAAGCAAGACUGGCUGGCAAAGACCCUGAAUCACCAACACCUGUCUUGAUAUUAGUUGCAGGUGGUGCGUUCAUCCUUGGCCACAAGGGCUACGUUACGAUGCUUUGUCGUGCGUUGAGACUGGCUGGAAUCCUUUGCAUUGCAGUUGACUAUAGAUAUUGGCCGCAAACCUCCAUUGACGGCAUGAUUGAUGAUGUGGACAGUGCGGUUCAGUGGUGCUUUGACAAUGCUAGUAGAUAUGGAGGGGAUCCGAAGCGCAUAUCGCUUCUGGGUCUCUCCUCUGGUGCACACGUGGCUGGUUUGCUAUUGACACGCCGAGCCAAGCCAGGCCACGGGAGUGCCAGAAAAGCAUCAAAGUCCACACCGUGCACACCAACUUGGUCACCAUCAGAUUUGGUGGGUUUCAUUGGCUUGGGUGGCAUCUAUGAGUUGCAUAGUCGCUUCAUGGCUCAUUUGCAUCAAAAAGGCAUUGACGUCUUUUUGCAACAGCUUGUCUUGGGCGAUACACAAGCACUUCGAGAAAGCCGUUCGCCAAGCAUACUCCUUCGCAGAGACGGAGAGAUUGGUCGACACCUACCUCCCGUUCUUUUACUUCACGGGACUGGUGACAAGAUUGUCCCACCAGAUCAGUCAGAGGGAUUUUGUCAGGAGCUUUUGAAGUCAAGAGUCAGUGUCCGUCUUCUAUUUCAUGAAGGUCAGGGCCACAACGAUCCGGUCAUACACUCACCUUUGAUGAGCAAUCAUGAGACUGUUGAAGCCAUCAUUCUAUCGAUCCAUGAGUGGACUUCAGGACAGAAACUUAAUGAUGGCAGACUUCUCCCUGACGACUCUGACAACAUGAACUCAAUUUUCCCAGAUUCUUGCAGAGCCCAACUUGCCGCGUUACCUACAUGGCCCAGAACCCCCGAACCAGUGAUCCAGAUUGCUCGCUUUCUGACUCCUUUCUAG